AUGAUGAGUGUACAAAACUUAAAUUUGAACUAUAGUACCUUCAUAUAAUUUAUAAUAAAAUUCAUCUUGAAAUAUUUGAUUAAAAAAGAAAAAGAAUUGUAAAUUAACAAGUAAUUCUAAAUUGAUUAAAAUCUGUAAACUUAAGAAAGUGAUUACACCAAAACAUUAAAUAUAGAAAUAUCUAAUUUUUCCUCUUAGACUUGCUAGAUUAUUGAUUAUCCUAAAUAAAUAAUAGAAUAAAAAAAAUACUAUUUAAUAAAAAAUCAAUAAAUUAAAAUUUUGAAAUGCGAUGCAUGA
This is a messenger RNA of Paramecium pentaurelia, 297 nucleotides long. Lineage: Eukaryota; Ciliophora; Oligohymenophorea; Peniculida; Parameciidae. The record is from the annotation of a GenBank genome assembly.